Molecule: messenger RNA, 1385 nt
Organism: Melanotaenia boesemani (Boeseman's rainbowfish)
Lineage: Eukaryota; Metazoa; Chordata; Actinopteri; Atheriniformes; Melanotaeniidae
Exons: 4
Coding region: 161-598 (145 amino acids)
Molecular function (GO): carbohydrate binding
Source: RefSeq, a predicted model, not a curated record
UACCUUGGUCUGUCUGGCCCCCACCAUCAUCACCAAACAAGGGAGCCAGUCUCUAUGACAACCUGGUACAGGCGGGGUCUGCCAGCUGGAGGCAGACUCAGUCAGUCCUCAGUUGGUAUCACCGCUCCAAACCUCCACACUGCAUCACGCCCAGAGUGGAAUGGAAGAACAGGACAAGAAAGAAAAUGGGGAGUAUACCGGAGAAAUCAAAGGUGGACUGCGGCCCUCAAUGAAACUUGUUGUCAUGGGGAUUGUUAACAAAAAACCAAAAAGCAUUGAGGUGAUUCUGUCUAGUAAGCCUCAGGAAGAGGAAACAGAGGGCGACGUGGGUCUGCAGCUGAAGGUCAACUUCAUGGAUAAGGCUGUCCAACGCAACGCCCGCUUGGAUGGAAAGUGGGGUCCAUCUGAAAAUACACUCUCCUUUUUUCCUUUUGCUGCCGGAGAAUCCUUCAAGAUGGAGAUUGUCUGUGAGCACCAGCAGUUUCGUAUCUUGGUGGACGGUCAGCCUCUUUGUGGUUUCACCCACCGUCUGUCCCAGCUUGCCUCCCUCACUGCCUUACGAGUGUUUGGGGACCUACAGCUCACCAAGGUGGCCUAAUACCAGCAUCUUACCCACAGAUAACGGACAUGAGGAUGCUUUGGGACAGUAUACAGUAAAUAACAUUAGAAUAGACCUUCUUUUUGUGUGAAUACAUGAACCCGUUAUGAGGAAGUUUUGUUUCCAUUUUCAAACAAAGUUACGCCAGCCUCGUAAUCAUGCGUUAAGACAAAAGUGCCUUCACUAAGAUUACAUGUCUGGGGACUUGAAGAUUAAGAUUGAAUGUUAUAGUCAUAAAUGUCUUAAUUCAAAUGAAGAAUGUGAUUCAAACUGAUGUGAAUUGUUACGAAUGUGAUCUAAGCUAACUUAUUAUCUCUGAGCGAACACUGUACAGACACAAUGAGCCACUAAAAAAGUGCUGCAUUAGUCUUUGUGAUUUAGAAAAAAGAGAUUUCUGACAUCUGUCUUUGACUUCUCUGGAGUUAACCUUUGAAAGCACUUAAGUUUAUUAGCGCCUGCAUGAGCAAAUCUUUCUGAAGUUGAUUACGUAACAAAGACUGUCAUUUUAUGCCAGAUUUAAAACUGCAACGACAGUAUAAACCAAUGUAAGUAGCCUACAUUAGUGCAAACCACUAAACAAACACAAUGCUUGUUUUUUCUGUCUGAGUGAAGAUUAAUCCAAAAGCUGGAAAGAUUUAGUCAUAUCACACAUUCAGUGAUUGUACUAUUAUCAACCCUGGCUUUGAAAACACUCAUUAGUUUGCGUAUUUAUCAUUUUCUUCUGGCACUUGUCAUAGGAAUGUUUCAUAUUGUCGUACUUCAUUGCAAUAAAUCAGUUUUGCUGUUA